UCGCGCUUUUUGUAGAUCCUAUCGAUUGAUCCCUAACAUUCGUACUCUGAUACCAAAAACUAUCGGGACACGUACAAUGGCCACCGAAACUGCAGAUUCACUCACUGCUGAAAUUGCACAAGCAACAAUUGCACUGAACGAUCUCCGACUACAAAAUGCCGAGGCGUCCAGUAUAGACGCUGCCAAGAAGAGACUGGGUGAACUGAAGAAAACAAUGGCUGCGAUUUCCAAUGCAGGCGGGAGCAAGGAUGCCGGGAAGAAGAAGGAACGGCUACUCCUCAAAACCGCAAAGGGCACGCGGGAUUAUGGCUCAGCGGAGAUGUUCUGCCGGGAACAUGUCGAGCGUAUCGUAAAGGAUGCGUUCACGUCCUACGGCGGGAGCGCUCUCGACACGCCUGUGUUCGAGCGCAAGGAUGUGCUUGCUGGAAAGUACGGCGAGGACCAGAAACUCAUUUUUGACUUGAUGGAUCAGGGUGGUGAACAGCUUGCGCUUCGCUACGAUCAUACCGUUCCCCUGGCACGGUAUCUAGCUAUGGCUGGGGCUACGAUUCAAGGGAAGAUUUGGCAAGUCGGCAAGGUCUAUCGGAGAGACAACCCUGUUGUGUCCAAAGGCCGAAUGCGCGAGUUCUCGCAAGCGGAUUUGGACAUCACAGGUGUCUGGGACCCAAUGAUCCCAGAUGCUGAGAUUAUCAGUCUUCUAUGCACUAUCUUGACGAGAUUGGAGGUUGGAGAAUUUACGAUCAAGCUAAACCACCGUAAAAUCCUUGAUGGGAUAUUCGAGGUUUGCGGUGUGCCACAGGACAAGAUUCGAACGAUAUCCUCGGCUGUGGACAAGUUGGACAAGCUUCCCUGGCUAGAAGUAAAGAAAGAAAUGACAGAAGAGAAGGGACUUUCUCCAGAUGUUGCUGAUAAGAUCGGGGAGUAUGUCAAGCACAAAGGUGGCCCGUCGUUGCUCGACCUUCUGAAAGUAGAUGCAAGUCUGAUGGCAAACCCGAGCGCGAAGCAGGGCAUUGCAGACAUGGACAUUCUCUUUACUCUCCUGCGAGCUUAUAAAGUGCUCGACAAAAUCUCAUUCGACAUGUCUCUCGCUCGUGGUCUAGACUAUUAUACUGGUAUUAUCUACGAAGCGACCGUCGAAGCAUCAGCACCACCAGGAUUUGCCGCAAAUGCAAACGACACCGCUGCCCCUGCUCCCUCAAAAACGAAGCCAUCCAAAAAAGCCAAAGCUGAUGACGGCGAAGAGGAUGAACUAGAUGAAUCGCAGGUUGGUGUCGGGUCUAUCGCUGCUGGUGGUCGAUACGAUAACUUGGUCGGUAUGUUCACUGCCGCGGCUGCUGGUGAGGGGAAGAAGGCGCCAGGGCUCCCAUGCAUUGGAGUGAGCAUUGGUCUUGACCGGAUCUUUGCGAUUGUGUGGCCAAAAUGGGUGGAGAAGGGGAUGCGGAGUAAGGAGACGAUGGUGUAUGUGAUGGCUGCUGGUGAUGGCUUACUGGAAGAGCGAAUCACGCUCGUGCAAGAGCUUAGAGAAGCGGGCAUAAAGACCGACUUCCUCGCAAAGAAGAAGCCAAAGCUCACUGCGCAGUUCAUGGCUGGAGAAAAGGAUGAAGUUCCUUUUGCUGUUAUUUUGGGCGGCGAUGAACUCAAGGAAGGUUUGGUGACCGUUAAAGAACAGAAGUGGGAGUUCGUAGAUGGGAAGAAGACAAAGGUCCAGUCGGCAGAUCAGGGUAUGAAGGUGCGGCGAGACGAACUUGUCAAUUGGAUCAAGCAAAGUGCGACAUAUCAAGGCUGGUCGAGCGGUCGACUUAUCUAGGAAGAACAUUUCAUCAUACCCUGUAAUGCAUAGAUUAUCGAUACUCUAGGACAUAGACACAAGUGGCGUGACAUUGUGUACCCGUGUUUGUCCUGUGAAUACUUUGUAAUGAGGUCUCAACUUUUCCUGCUUUCUUCUCUCAA
Molecule: messenger RNA, 1950 nt
Organism: Suillus paluster
Lineage: Eukaryota; Fungi; Basidiomycota; Agaricomycetes; Boletales; Suillaceae
Exons: 8
Coding region: 77-1807 (576 amino acids)
Biological process (GO): mitochondrial translation
Cellular component (GO): mitochondrion
Source: RefSeq, a predicted model, not a curated record